Molecule: messenger RNA, 2104 nt
Organism: Dicrocoelium dendriticum
Lineage: Eukaryota; Metazoa; Platyhelminthes; Trematoda; Plagiorchiida; Dicrocoeliidae
Source: the annotation of a GenBank genome assembly
UUAUAAAAUAAGCAAUGAGGUUUUCAUUUUUUGCUUGACAGUCCAGUCCAUUCCAUUGAGGGCUUAUCCAAUUAUCAAUAUUUGGACGCCAAAUCAGGAGGACCAAACACUAUGAGCCAACCAGAAUUUGAUUUAUGUGGCUGCGUUUACACCAAUGUUGAUGAUGCGUACCAGAAGACUCGUGUUACCGUGUGUACGCAAUUGCAUCAUAGUUCGUUAGAAAUACACUUUUUGGGCAUUGUUAAUUCGAACUGCAUAACCCAAGCACGUUUCCUAUGUGCUAAUAUCCACAAUUCUUCAAACAUGUAUUCUGCAACCUCCGUGCAGUAUCAAAUUUUUGCUGACGUAAGGGGAACAAGUGCAGUUAAAGCAAUGCACAUUGCACCAGUAGAGACCUAUAUGUGGAACUCAAAAUACGAGGUUGCCAACAAUUUCCAAGCCAGAGUGUUACAGAAAGCAAUGCUGUCCUGGAUUCGUUCAAAUGAACAUAAUAUUACUAAUAUAGUGCGAAUCGAGCAACAGCUCGUCUUGCCUUAUACAGAAAUCGUACGUUUGUCAACUGAAAGCAAAGUAUUCUCCAACACAAUGGGAUUGCCGUUUAUCUCUCGUAUCCACAGUGACUUCAUCCCCCGGAACAAAAGUCGACCUGUGGUGACGCGUCUGACAUGUACGUUUCCGGUCGAAGUACAACGGAUGCGUAGCCUUUAUCUGGCUCCUGGAUCUUUUAAAAGGUCCUUAUUGUGGCAACGUGAGUGCUAUGGACUAAAGCGAUACAACUCACAACGGAAAAGAAACAGGUGGUAUUUGUCGUCGCAUCAAAUAAUGAAGAGUUUUCCACAGUCUCUAUAUACCGGACAUACCCAGCGCGAUCCACUGUUUUAUCAACGGUUACAUAAAAAGCUAGAUAUACACUACAGACCGACAAACAAGUACAAUUUACUGCAGGUUAAUAUGUUUAAUGUCUCUCAUCCUAUUGAAAAAUUCUUUAACAAUACUGACCACUGCCUUUCUAAUUCGGAAUUUGGAAUGAAUCACCUUGAAAUCCCUCAGCUUGCCGUGGUGCGCAGAGCAGAUGCUAACACUUGUGGACCAAGCGCACUACAAGCAGUGGAAUCCGAAGAGGGGAUUUCUAAACUAACCAUUUAUCAUGCGAGCGCCACUGGGAGCCGGUACGUCGAAAAAGGGGCACGUUUUCUUAGCUUGCCACAUCCCGGAGUGGAACAAAGCAUAAAAGCUGAUGUUUUAUCACCGGAGUGCUGCCGAUUAGAUGACGCAUCAAUUUUUUCCUUCAAAGGUCCAUUUGGUGGUCUUUUAAACCAAAACCAGCAUUCCCUAAUCUACGCGCAUUCUAAGUUUCAAACUCUACCUUCGGGGAUUAAUAUAGACCAUAUUUGCCAUUGGUCUACAGUAAUACUACAUUUGGCACUCACCAUUAGCUUUGAGUAUAGCCUACUCGGCUUUUGUGGUAUCUUCCCCAAUUAUGCUGCAAAACACCAAGAAAUCGGGCUCGAUGACACUUCUAAUUCUAGAGGUCAACUUGAAAGGCGGUGCAACAAUCGUUCACAAGCUGUUUUUCACAUAUCUUACUUUGGGUUUCUAAUCAACAGUUUACCUUACUGUCUCACAAGUCUGCUCUACAAUUUGGAAAGCCGGCCCCAACUUUACACAAGCAGAAAGAAUUCUAUCACAAUAGAAGAAGCCGUGAGUGUGAAAGCAUCAAAAACCAGACAUAUUUCUGCACAAGGAGAGUUGAAAACAUGUUGGAUUUCAACGACAAAACUAGUGACAAAACAAUAUUACGGAUGUACGGUGGAGAUCGAUUUAGAAGAUGUUUCCAAAUUAUCCUCAGAAUGUCUGGAGCUGAACUCCUGCCACACUCAUUUCGUGGAGUCGCCAAAUUACCGCGGCUCAAAUGAACGCAGAGCUACGGUGCUACAGGAUUCAAAAAACACAGAACGAAUACUGUUCAAAACUGAACAAGGCAGCUGUACUCCGAAUAUAUUGGAUUAUUCCAAACAGAAAGGUAAAGAAUAAUGCUGGUUACCUGCCAACUUUCAAGUGUUCCCUACCUCAUCAAAGUCAACCCGAAGACACCAUCUUUUUC